This is a messenger RNA of Danio rerio (zebrafish), 1571 nucleotides long. The record is from RefSeq and is a predicted model, not a curated record. NCBI's taxonomy places the organism in Eukaryota, Metazoa, Chordata, Actinopteri, Cypriniformes, Danionidae.
AUGGCAUUUUCAAAACUGAUUAACCGUCUGAAGAAAGCGUUUGGUGUUAAGUGUGCGAACGAACAACCGCGUGAGCCACUCGAACCCACCGGCAGCACGACAGAGAAUCACCGUCAUCUGAUGACCGAUGACCCGGCCGUCGCUGCAGGAAAACAGGCAGGGAGACAGAAAAAGAGGAAACUCAAAUUGUCUCCCAUCUUCUUCGCCUGUUUUUCCAGAAGAAGAGCUACUGUUGUUGGUUUCUUCCUCUCUUUAGAUCAGCUAUGUGUGCAGGAGAUCCACGAACUUCACGCAGAGCCCAUCAGUAGCUCUAAAUUCUUCUGCACUGCUGUGAGCAACCUGGAGCUGGAAGUUCUCCAACCUCCAGCUCUUGAUGCUCCAGCAGACGAAGAUUUGGACUUUAAGCCGGAAGUGAACAGCUUUGACUCUGCAGUGGUCAUUGAGAACGACUCUGCAGAGCUUCACUUCACAGAAGACAUUGAAUCCUCCCUCAGUGAGGACAGCCUGGAGCAAGAGCUUGAUAGUCCUCCAAGUUCACCAUCCGAUGAGGACAAUGAACUUCCAGUGAGCCAGCAGCUCAUAACAGAUGACAUCUGUGACUCUGCCCUGGAUGAAAACUGGAACCCUUUACCGGAUCAGGUCUCACAAGAGGACUCUGCUGUGAAGUCUACAGCAGAUGAUGGGACCUGCUUGGACAAUAAUGACAUCAGCUGCCGCUACAAACUCGGAAAGCAGCUUGGUGAAGGAGGUUUCGGCUCCGUGUAUGAGGGGAUUCGCAUACAGGAUGGUCUGCAGGUGGCAGUUAAAUUUGUCCAGAAGACCCCAAAUAUGCAAGAUGUCAGCUCUUCAUGUGACCAGCCACUUCCUCUAGAGAUCACCUUGGCAAACAUGGCCAGCGGUGGCUCCAGGUGUUCGAAUAUUAUUCAGCUUCUGGACUGGCAGGUCUUUGAAAACCAUUACGUCAUGGUGAUGGAGCGGCCUAGUCCAAGCAUGGACCUGGAGGCAUUCCUUGAAGUCAGCGGAGGAGUCCUCAGUGAGAAAACAGCACAUACCAUCAUGAGGCAAGCUGUUUAUGCGGCCAACGUGUGCUGUUACCGCGGGGUGUUCCACCGGGAUAUUAAGCUUCAAAACCUGCUGGUGAACCCCGACACACUGGAAGUCAAGCUGAUCGACUUCGGGUGUGGAGACUUCAUGAUGGAAUCAGCCUACAGUAUCUUCUCUGGCACAGAAGCCUACAUCCCGCCAGAGUUUUAUGAAAAAGGAUGCUACCGGGCCAAACCAGCGACGGUCUAUUCUCUUGGGGUUCUUCUGUUCACAAUGCUCCAUGGAGAAUUCCCAUCAGCGUAUGACCUGUACUACCUCCAACAUGACUGGUCCAAAUUUACCCUCUCUCAAGAAUGCUGUGAUAUGAUGAGGGCUUGUCUGCAUGAGAAUCCAGAGUGCAGAAUUCCUCUAGAAGAGAUGCCUUACCACGACUGGUCCAUGCUGGAGUUCUGAGUCACAUUAGCAGAAUGUUUUGUAUAUUUGAUUUUUGUACAUGUCUGUAAUAAAGAUAUAUUUUAUUGAACUCA